This is a messenger RNA of Solea senegalensis (Senegalese sole), 1635 nucleotides long. It is a transcript of the gene ctsk, whose product is annotated as cathepsin K. Lineage: Eukaryota; Metazoa; Chordata; Actinopteri; Pleuronectiformes; Soleidae. The transcript has 8 exons. Gene Ontology annotation, molecular function: cysteine-type endopeptidase activity. The record is from RefSeq and is a predicted model, not a curated record. Gene Ontology annotation, biological process: immune response. The coding region runs from base 122 to 1117 and encodes 331 amino acids. Gene Ontology annotation, cellular component: lysosome.
GGAUCUCCAGUUGCACUUCCUCAAAAUCCAGCAAAUAUAAACUCAUACACUGACCUACUUCGACAGCAGAGGAAGGCGGCAUCAGACUCACAGGACUCAAUCAAGCUCUCUGAUUUUAAGGAUGCUGUUGUGUGUGUGUGUGGUGGUGUUGUUGGCGACCCCAGCUCUGAGUUACUUGGAUGAAGCCUCUCUGGACUCUCAGUGGGAGCAGUGGAAACUCACCCACAGGAGAGAAUACAAUGGACUGGGUGAGGAGGGGAUCCGCAGAGCCAUCUGGGAGAAGAACAUGCGUCUGAUUGAAGCUCACAACGAGGAGGCGGCACUGGGCAUCCAGUCCUUCGAGAUGGGGAUGAACCAUCUGGGAGACAUGACGUCAGAGGAGGUGGUCGAUAAGAUGACCGGCCUGCAGAUCCCACUCAACCUGGACCGCAGCUUCACCAUGGCUCUGGACGACCACGUGUCCAAACUGCCCAAAUCUGUCGACUACCGCAAGAAGGGCAUGGUGACGCCAGUGAAGAACCAGGGCUCCUGUGGCUCCUGUUGGGCCUUCAGCUCGGCCGGGGCCCUCGAGGGCCAGUUGGCCAAGCAGACAGGUCAGCUGGUGGACCUCAGUCCCCAGAACCUGGUGGACUGCGUCACAGAGAACGAUGGCUGUGGAGGAGGAUACAUGACCAAGGCCUUCGCCUACGUCCAACAAAACGGGGGCAUCGACUCAGAGGAGGCCUACCCUUACGUUGGAGAGGACCAGUCCUGCCGCUACAAUUCAUCUGGCAUGGCAGCGUCGUGCAAAGGCUUUAAAGAAGUCCCAGUGGGUGACGAGCACGCGCUGGCGGUCGCUCUGUUUAAAGUGGGUCCGGUGUCUGUGGGCAUCGACGCCUCACAGGGCACCUUCCAGUUCUACCAGAGAGGUGUUUACUUCGACCGCAACUGCAACAAAGAUGACAUCAAUCACGCCGUGCUGGCAGUGGGCUACGGCGUCAACACCAAGGGCAAGAAAUUCUGGAUUGUCAAGAACAGCUGGGGCGAGGGCUGGGGCAAUAGGGGCUACAUCAUGAUGGCACGUAACCGCGACAACCUCUGCGGCAUCGCCAACCUCGCCAGCUACCCCAUCGUGUGAGGGCUGAACUCGGGGAAUGACGAUAGAAGAGAAGAGAAGAGAAGACUGCUCGUGAAAAAAGUUCAUUCAAAAUCUCGGCGACUUUAGGAAAAGAAAUGUUUUUAAAUUUGACCUUUUACAGUUUUUGUGAGUGAAUCAUCUCUGGUUAAAGGUUAAACACUUGUGUAUGAGCAUGUUUGGUUAUCUUUGAGUUAUUUGAUGCACUUUGAUCCCUGAAGUCUGCUCAGGUUUACCUCCAAACUAACAACGUACUACAGGGUAUGGUUGUUGUUCCACGAUGCAUUCAGUCUCUGCGGUUUUGUGAGAAAUUUCAAUUCCAGUGUGACAGGAAAACAUUGCUGGGCAAUGGGAACUUUUCCUCUCCUGUUCACACAGUCAUUUCAUGUUGUUCCUCUCGAUCAUCUCUGCCGAGUAUUGUUGUUCACUGUUUUUUGUUCUGUUUGGCACUUUUCUGAUCAUUUUAAAUGUAAACUGGUGUUUUCUAUGAAAUUGAAUAAAGGUUUCAUUUUAAACUGGAA